UAAAAAAACAAAAAAAAAAAGUAAAUCUACUACAAUGCCAUUGUACUGCAUCUGCCUUAUCAACUCUGGUGAACUUGCCACACAAAGGGCCAGGUACUGCUUCAAGGCUGGCCAUGACAAUCGGCAAUGGACAUUUUGGGUGUACAACAUCCUGACGUUAAAUCUACUGCAAUGCCGUUGUACUGCAUCUGCCUUAUCAACUCUGGUGAACUUGCUGCACAAAGGACCAGGUACUGCUUCAAGGGUGACCAUCACGUCUCUAUUUGCAGCUUGGUAUGAUGGAAAGUCUUCCCUUCUUUKAAUGGUAGCUGCCAGUAAUCUAUUGACGUAUUCUAUAACAAAACAGCAAAAUAAGCAAAGAUCACCAUGUUCACAUUUUGGAAACAAUGUGCCAUGCCCUUCAUGGAUAUUGCAUAUGUGGUUUAAAAUGGAUAACCACUUGACCUCAACCAACUUUUCAUUCCCUCCACUUGUUGCAGCACACCAAUAAAGGUGAUUGGAGAUACUUUGUUUCCAGUAGGCUACGCCCAGCCCAACCAAGAUACCC
Exaiptasia diaphana is the source of this 547-nucleotide messenger RNA. RefSeq lists its product as uncharacterized. NCBI's taxonomy places the organism in Eukaryota, Metazoa, Cnidaria, Anthozoa, Actiniaria, Aiptasiidae. The record is from RefSeq and is a predicted model, not a curated record. The transcript has 4 exons. The coding region runs from base 35 to 490 and encodes 151 amino acids.